This is a messenger RNA of Pipistrellus nathusii (Nathusius's pipistrelle), 237 nucleotides long. Lineage: Eukaryota; Metazoa; Chordata; Mammalia; Chiroptera; Vespertilionidae. The record is from the annotation of a GenBank genome assembly.
AUGAUUCCCGCGGCGCUCCUGCUCGUCCUCCUGCUGGUCGAACAAGCAGAGGCCCUGGGAGAGCCUCAGAUCUGCUACAUCCUGGAUGCAAUCCUGUUUCUGUACGGGAUCAUCCUGACCCUGCUCUACUGUCGACUCAAGAUCCAGGUGCGGAAGGCAGCUGUCGCCUAUCAGGGCCUGAGCCCCCGGAACCAGGAGACUUAUGAGACCCUGAAGCAUCAGAAACCGACAGAGUAA